Messenger RNA from Tyto alba (common barn owl), 2687 nucleotides. Its product is annotated as leucine-rich repeat-containing protein 37A2. Gene Ontology annotation, molecular function: protein binding. The transcript is spliced from 13 exons. The coding region runs from base 1 to 2550 and encodes 849 amino acids. NCBI's taxonomy places the organism in Eukaryota, Metazoa, Chordata, Aves, Strigiformes, Tytonidae. The record is from RefSeq and is a predicted model, not a curated record.
AUGGGCCUCCCGCGGCCCAGCCGCUGGCUGCUCCUCCCGGUGCUGCUGCUGGCGGCGGCCGCCCGCCCGGGGCAGCCCCGGGGGCCCUGCCCGCCGCCCUGCCGCUGCCCACGGCGGCUGCUGAACUGCAGCCGGGCUGCCCUGGCCAGCGUGCCCCCGGCCACCCGCCGCUGGGCCCUCUCUGUCCUAGAUUUUACUCACAACUCGAUUUCUUCCAUCAAAAAACAAGUGUGGAGGGAAUACCCGUGGGCUGAGUACUUAGUCCUCCAGGACAAUGAUUUGCGGGAAGUGAAGAGGCAUUCACUGGAGGGUCUGCUCCUGCUGAAGUACCUGGAUUUAUCUUACAAUAAAAUCCUGUCCAUUGAGGAACAUGCCUUUGAGCCACUUCCUUUUUUGCAGCUUAUAAACCUUGGUGGAAAUCUCAUCACGCAGAUCCAGAAUGGCACUUUCCAGGCAUGGCAUGGGAUGCAGUUUUUAGAGGAGCUGAUCCUAAGCCAUAACCCACUGUCCAUUAUUGCUGACACAUCAUUCUUCGAGCUGCCUUCAGUCAAGUAUCUAGACCUGGGUGCAACACAAGUGACUCAGCAGACGGUGCUCACACUCCUCCUGACAACAGUCCGCCUGGAAACGCUCAAACUGCCCAGUUACGUGGCCUGCUGCCUCUGCCAGAAGAAACACACCACUGAACCCUCAUGCAGGACCAUCAAGUUCCACUGCAAGAACCUGUGCACCACCAGAGCUCUCCACUGUGCUCGCAUAGAUCCUCUGACAGACACAGAAGGAGAAAUAAUGGAAGUGGUACAAUCCAGAAAACUGAACGCCAGCACGGUGUUGAACCUCGAGCCCAAGGAGUCUUUGCUUGGAGACUAUGACACCGUAACGCUUGCGGUUGUCCUGAGUGUGGCCGGCACUGAUGGUGACCCAAAUAAUCACAUUUACAGAAAAAAUUCAUAUUCCACUCAAUCCCUAUCCAGACAGGAAGGCAAAACCAGUAAGGAGCUGAUGCUGAUGCUGCGCAGCAUUCAUCACAUGGGCUGGACCAGUGAAACUGAUAUAAGGAAACUCUAUUUUCUGACAAAAGUGCUAGCUGCUGAGGUCAAGAAGAAGCUGCACAAGGCUAAGAGUGUCGUGAUUGUCAAAAACACUGCCUCACCCCUGCCAACGCCUACCACACAGAAGCACGAGGUGCACAAGAUGCCAACAGUGGCAGGAGAGACAACCACAGGCUCGGUGCAAAAGCAGCAGGACUUAGGUUUGAACCAGACAGCAUUAAACCCCUGGGAAGCAGCUGGCAGGUUAAACCGCACUGACAACGUCUCUGUCUUCAGACAUCACAAAAUAACCACAGCUCCUUCAAAACAUUCCUUUUUGCACCCCCCAGCAAAGGACCCUCAUUUGUCCAGGUCUUUUAAGAUUCAAAAUUAUCCCAAAGCUGUGGAACAGACCAGGAAAACUCAUGGGAUGGAGGAUGUGGAGGAUGCAGAAGAUGCAGAGGAAGUACCAUCUCCAAGGCAGGACUAUGUUUGGACUUACAAAAAGCACAAGCAGGGGGACAACCCAUAUCUGAAUAAAAGUAACCAGCUUUUCUACGAGACAUUUGGCAAUGUGAAUCCAGAGGAAGAACCCAUACCAACAGAAAGUAAAGCAGAGCAGAGACUAAACACAAACCGGAGUUUUUUCUAUAACCUGUUGGCUAGCAACAGCCCCCUUGCUGCAAGCAGCCUGCUAGAGAAUGCGGCUGAAGAAGAGGCUUCCUCUCUAGGUAGGCAUUUACUGGCCAUCCCUCGGAACACAAAACCACACCGGAAGCAACAAAAGGAAGGAUCCAGUUUCCUCAAUAAAUCAGGGAGCUCCAGCAGCCCAGACAACAGGCCGGUUCAAGGAAACCUCUUUGAAACCAAGGUCCACCAUCAGCUACACUUGCUCGUCCCAGACGAAGCCCUGCGGGCGUUCAUCGCCCACGUGGCGCAAGCCCUGAGGAGGGAGUGCCGCCUGCCCAAGGUCCAGCUGGCCUGUGCAAAGAUGGUCGCAAAGAUGGGGCUGCUCAUCAAGCUGCUCAGCAAGAGGCAAGUUGACCAGGGAGACUCUACUCUCGUGGGCCAGUGUCUCCUGGAAGGGAAUGUUUCCAGUGGCAUGAUCAGGGCCUGGAAGGCAGGCAGGAAAUCCACAGGGAAGUGGAAAUCAGAGUACACCUCCGGCGACAGGCUCCUGUUAGCGAUAUCGGCGUCUAUCAUCAUCAUGAUUUGUCUCAUGGUGAUUUGUCUCAUUGAGGUUUGCUCCCCAAAACCUGCAACCACUUCUCAGCCCCAAAGCACCAGUAAAUCACGCCCGAGAUGGUUUUUUCAAAAACUACUGCCACAAGGAUGGAGAAAAGACAAGUACAACGUUAAAGAGCAGGACUCGCACGUAUCAGAUCUGAACGAAACCAAACCGCAGUGGCUUAGAAACCUGUACCAACCCCUUGACCCCCAGCAUAAAAAAUCCAUGGCUGAGCUGUACGAUGAAGAGAUCUCGGACGAGGAGAUUUUCAACAAGUCUGAGCUAAAGUAAGUGGGCUGGUGACCAUGCCCACGCUUAUUUUUCAGCUCUUGUUCUGAUGUAGGAACCUGCUGAGGCUUUCCUUGGCUGUUACUUCUUUGCUGUUAUUUCCUUGGCUGUUACUGCCUUGGAUGUUAUUUCCUUGGAUA